AUUAUGUGAAUUAUAUUUAUUAUUAUAUUUUCUCUUAUAAUUUUUAGUUUAUCAAUAAUCUGAAUGGAUUUCAUAAAAAUUCUUAUUACAAUUGAAUUUACUUUUCUUAUUAUUGUUUUAAUUUUAAUAUUUAGAGGGAUAAUAAUCUCAGAUAGUUUAAUUAUUUUUUUAAUAGUAAUAGGAGCUUCUGAAAGUGUGUUCACUCUUACUCUUUUAAUAUUACAAAAUAAAUAUAAAUAUUCAAAUAUUAGUUUAAAAUUUAGUACUUGAUAA
Ciona intestinalis (vase tunicate) is the source of this 273-nucleotide messenger RNA. The record is from the annotation of a RefSeq genome assembly. Lineage: Eukaryota; Metazoa; Chordata; Ascidiacea; Phlebobranchia; Cionidae.